AUGGUAGCAGCGCACACUUCUUCACAUUCGUCGGAAUCUGCUGAGUGGAUUAUUUGUCUGGAUAAGAGACCAGCAGAGCGCUCUGGAGCAGAUGUUGAUAUCAUCCUUGCACGUCUGAAAUAUGCAAAGGCCUUCGAGAGAUUCCACCCCGGUUUGCUGCAGCAGAUUUGCCUGUGUGGAUUCUACGAGUGUUUGGAGAAAGGCAUCACAUUGUAUCGCCAAGGAGACAUUGGCACCAGCUGGUAUGCUGUCCUCUCUGGUUCGCUGGACGUUAAAGUCUCUGAGACAUCACGUCAUCAGGAUGCUGUUAUUAUAUGCACACUGGGGACCGGCACGGCGUUUGGAGAGUCUGUUCUGGAUAAAACCCCCCGACAUGCCACCAUAGUGACACGGGAAUUCAGUGAGCUCCUGCGUAUUGAACAGAGGGAGUUCAGGUCUUUGUGGCAGAAAUAUCCUCAGUGCUUGGCUGGACUCCUCGCUCCACCCUACGGUGUGAUGGAGAGUGGUUGUAGUGCGAUAAGGAUGCCGGACAAAGAGAACAUCAGCAACAACUCAUUUGUUCCAGUCUCCAAACACCAGAAUAAGAAGUCAUUCAUUGAAAGCCCAGCCAAACCCAAUCCUAAAUGCAUUUCUCAGGUUCCUUCGGAGAAGAUCUUGCGGGCUGGGAAGAUUCUCCGUAACGCCAUCCUGUCAAGGGCGCCGCACAUGAUUAGAGACAGGAAGUACCACCUGAAAACAUAUAGGCAGUGCUGUGUGGGGACAGAGUUGGUCGACUGGCAAAUGCAGCAGAGCUCAUGUGUCCACUCUCGUAUCCAGGCUGUGGGCAUGUGGCAGGUGCUGCUGGAAGAAGGAGUUCUCAACCAUGUGGACCAGGAGCUGAUCUUCCAGGACAAGUACCUCUUCUACCGCUUCCUGGACGAUGAACAGGAGGAUGCCCCCCUGCCCAGUGAAGUGGAGAGGCAGGAAAGCCAGGAAGAGCUGCAGGACACCCUGCUCCUCCUCUCGCAGAUCGGACCUGACGCCCACAUGAGGAUGAUUCUGAGGAAACAUCCAUCUGAAAGAACAGCAGAUGAUUUGGAGAUAAUUUAUGAGGAGCUGCUCCAUAUCACGGCCUUAUCUCAUCUAUCCACCACUUGUGCUCAGUUUACGACGCAUCAUUUUCACUCAACUGUGGAGGAGACAGCAUCUCACACACAAGAUCAGACAGAUCUGAAAAAAACAACCUUUCAGUGUAUUCUACAAAAUCUGAGUCUUUAUAUGAUGAUUAUGUAUUUUAUUUAUUGUGUGAAGGAUGUGGAGGCAAACACGGUGCGUCUGAAGGAGCACGGUCAGGAUGUUCUGGUGUUGGAGAAGAGCCUCAGCAGCAGUCGAAGCUCUGUCCAUGGAGCCUCGUCCUCCCAUUACAAAUACAGGGUGAUGUCAGGGACGCCGGAAAAGAUUUUGGAGCACCUCCUUGAAAUGAUGCGAUUGGAUUCCCAGUUCGCAGAGUCAGAUUCAGCCUUGGAAGACUUUGCCCUCAUGCACUGUGUCUUCAUUCCAAACAGCCAACUGUGUCCCGUGUUGAUGGCCCACUACCAUGCCCAGGCCCUGCAGGGCUCUGAGCAGGAGAAGCUGGAUUACACACUCAACAACAAGCGCAGGGUGAUUCGCCUGGUGAUGCAGUGGGCAGCUGUGCAUGGAGAUCAUCUGCAGGAGGAGGACAUGUCAGUGGCCUUCCUACAGGAGUUUUUCAUGGCUGUGUCUGAUGAUGCCAAAGUGAUUCCAGCCCUCAGAGAUCAGCUCACAGAGCUGGAGAGAAUAGUAAAGCACAACACUGAAGCCAGAGUCUCACAGAAAAAGCACAAAGUCCUCCUGCGCCAGUUCAGCAUGGGCAACGAGAAGCUUCAGAAGCGUCAGCCCAUUAAGAGCCAUGAUGAAAUUCUGUUCAAAGUCUACUGCUGCGACCAUACCUACACCACAAUCCGGGUCCCCGUCGCCACCUCAGUCAGGGAGGUCAUCGGUGCUGUGGCCGACAAGCUGGGGUCAGCGGAGGACCUGCUCCUGGUCAACCUCAGUUCGGCAGGAGAGAAAAUGAUCUUCAAGCCCAACGAUGUGUCAGUGUUCUCCACUCUCAGUAUAAAUGGACGUCUGUUUGCCUGCAGACGGGACCAGUUGGAUUCUUUAACCCCUUUACAUGAGCAGGAGGGCCCAUCGACAGGGUCACUGUCCAGCUUUGAGUUGAUGAGCUCUAAGGAUGUGGCUUAUCAUGUGACCUCGUAUGACUGGGAGCUCUUCAACUGUGUGCAUGAGCUCGAUCUCCUCUACCACACAUUCGGGAGGCAAAACAUGAAGAAAACCACCGUGAACCUGGAUCUGUUUCUGAGGAGGUUUAAUGAGAUUCAGUUUUGGGUCAUCUCAGAGAUGUGUCUGUGUUCUCAGCUCAGUAAACGUGUUCAGCUUCUCAAGAAGUUCAUCAAGAUCGCUGCCCACUGUAAGGAGUACAGGAACCUGAACGCCUUCUUUGCUGUCAUUAUGGGCCUGAGUAACCCUGCAGUGAGCCGGCUCAGUCAGACCUGGGAGAAACUUCCCAACAAAUUCAAGAAGUUUUAUUGUGAAUUUGAAAACUUGAUGGACCCCUCCAGGAACCACCGAGCAUACAGACUGACAGUCGCCAAGCUGGAGCCUCCCAUCAUUCCCUUCAUGCCACUGCUGAUCAAAGACAUGACCUUCACUCACGAGGGCAACAAGACAUUUAUUGACAGUUUGGUCAAUUUUGAAAAAAUGCGAAUGAUUGCUAAUACAGUCAAGAUAGUGAGACACUGUAGGAGCCAACCAUUCAGGCCAGAUUCACCCUUGGCCAGCAAGACCCACCCGGAGGUUCGGACUUACGUUCGUCAGCUCAACGUGAUCGACAACCAGCGGACGCUUACUCAGCUCUCUCAUGAACUUGAACCCCGCAGGACUUGAGACCACUCAGGGACAGAGAUGUUCCACUCUCAUGCUGCUUCACUUCAUGACACCAUUGGAUGAACUAACUCCAGUACAGGCAAUCACCUGGAGGACCUUAUGUCAUAUCCCAUCACAAGAUAUUGUUUCAGAUGCUGUUACCCGACUCGCUCAGCCUUUUAUUACAGUAAUUUGUAAUAUUCUAACAACAGUAAUUGUCGCUGAAGUACCUCUCAUAUCACUGUGCUGCAGAUACCACCAUUAUCUCCAACUCACACAAGGACAGUUGAAAAGUAUCUUUGGUGGAUUGCAUUCAUCAGAAAACUGUGUGAAAUUUCAGAUGUCUACAUACAGUAUGUGAUGCUGAUGAUUUAACAAGUUGCCAUUAUAUUCCUGAUAUCCAGUUAUUUCAUAACUUUUGUAUCAAACCAUAUUUAUACACAUUUAAAUUUGUGAGAUACAUAUGUGUUGUAAAUUGUGUACAAAUAUUUAUUUUGACAUCAGCAUGCUGAGGAUCAUGAUUUUUAUCGA
Molecule: messenger RNA, 3456 nt
Organism: Paralichthys olivaceus (Japanese flounder)
Lineage: Eukaryota; Metazoa; Chordata; Actinopteri; Pleuronectiformes; Paralichthyidae
Source: RefSeq, a predicted model, not a curated record